Messenger RNA from Galleria mellonella (greater wax moth), 750 nucleotides. RefSeq names its product apoptosis regulatory protein Siva-like. The coding region runs from base 100 to 573 and encodes 157 amino acids. Lineage: Eukaryota; Metazoa; Arthropoda; Insecta; Lepidoptera; Pyralidae. The transcript is spliced from 4 exons. Gene Ontology annotation, biological process: extrinsic apoptotic signaling pathway. Gene Ontology annotation, molecular function: CD27 receptor binding. The record is from RefSeq and is a predicted model, not a curated record.
AACUCUUGUAACUUAGAUAUUACUUUCUCAUAUUUCGUUUCAUUGAUACUUAUUUAAAAUACAUAUUUAUAUUAGGGUAAUUGAAAAUUGCACAAAUGAAUGAUCUCUUUAUUUAUAAAAAUGGCGAAAAGAGCAAAUCCAUUUACAGAAGACUUUAUGCCUCAAAGUAAAAUUCAUGUUGGACUGAAACAAUUCAAUAACAAUGAGGAUAGAUUGCAAAAAGUAUAUGAGAAAACUUUAGAUCUUUUAUUCAAAGGCGCUAAAAAGCCUAUUACACAUGACUUAAUAGAAGAUUCGAAUAUGACCGUUUUAAAGAGGAAAGACAAUAUGAAACAAUUAGUUAUAGGGAAAAACGGUAAUCUUCUUCACUCGAGUAAUGUGGAAGCACAGAAGAGUGCAGGUGCAAUAAAAUGCAAUUGUAGCAUUGAGGCAGAGUCCAGCUGCGCUUACUGUGAGAGGUCCCUGUGUGUGAGCUGCCAGCGUCAAUGUGUCCGGUGCGACCGUCCACACUGCUCUCACUGUUCACUCACUGGAUCUGAAGGAGCAGUUGUCUGUGUGUCUUGUUAUGGUUAAAUAGUUUAUAAUUCAUAGACAAAUUGUUAUUUAAUUGAUAGUGUAGUAAAUAAUUGUAAUUUAGGGACUCGAAGCAGAUAACUUGUUAUUAUUAAAUUUAAUGUGAAUAAUUAAUUAUUAAUUGUUGCAAUGUUUUGUAAGUAACAAAGAAUUGAAAUGAAAUAACUCUCAGUAAUA